Ficedula albicollis (Collared flycatcher) is the source of this 1069-nucleotide messenger RNA. It is a transcript of the gene NEUROD4, whose product is annotated as neuronal differentiation 4. Bases 53 to 1069 code for a protein of 338 amino acids. NCBI's taxonomy places the organism in Eukaryota, Metazoa, Chordata, Aves, Passeriformes, Muscicapidae. The transcript has a single exon. Gene Ontology annotation, molecular function: protein dimerization activity. The record is from RefSeq and is a predicted model, not a curated record.
GGAGCGAGCAGAAAGCUGCUGGUGUGUCUGGAGGGAGAAUUUGCCCGUCCCCAUGUCCCUGUCCCUGCCUUGCAGAGCUCGGGGGAUGCCCCAGACCUGCCCCACACCCUCGGACAUGGCCGAGCUCGGCAGCCAGGGCUGGAUGGGCGAAAUGCCGGCAGCCAAGGGCGAGCUGCAGGAGGGGAACACCCGGAGCGGAGCCUUCGCGCUGGUACCCACCCUGCCCGAGGAGCACGACAGCGGGGAGGAGGAGGAGGAGGAGGAGGAGGACAGCGAGAAGCCGAAGAGGAGGGGCCCGAAGAAGAAGAAGAUGACCAAGGCCAGGCUGGAGAGGUUCCGGGCUCGCAGGGUCAAGGCCAACGCCCGCGAGCGCACGCGGAUGCACGGCCUGAACGACGCCCUGGACAACCUGCGCAGGGUCAUGCCCUGCUACUCCAAAACCCAGAAACUCUCCAAAAUCGAGACGCUGCGCCUGGCCAGGAAUUACAUCUGGGCCCUGUCCGAGGUGCUGGAGAGCGGGCAGACUCCGGAGGGCAAGAGUUUCGUGGAAAUGCUGUGCAAGGGGCUCUCGCAGCCCACCAGCAACCUGGUGGCCGGCUGCCUGCAGCUGGGCCCGCAGCCGCUGUUCCUGGAGAAGCACGAGGAGAAAUCCUGCGAGCCGGGGCUGCCUGGCCACUCCUUUGGCUACCAGGGGCUGCCCAGCCCCCCGUACGGGUCCAUGGAGUCGCACCUGCUGCACCUGAAGCCGCCGGGCUUCAAGGGUUUGGCGGAUGCUCCCUUCGGGAGCCGCGCACCGGAGUGCGCCACGCCGCCCUACGAGGGGCCGCUGACGCCGCCGCUGAGCAUCAGCGGCAAUUUCGCCCUGAAGCAGGAGGGGUCCCCGGAGCUGGAGAAAGCCUUCCCCUUCCUGGGCCACUACCCCCCGGCCGGCCUGGCCACAGCCCAGCACGGACACGGCUCCCACUUCCCCAGCGCCGCGCCGAGAUACGAGAUCCCGCUGGACGUGGGCUACGAGUCCUUCGGGCCACACGGGGCUGGGACACAGCUCGGGGCCAUCUUCAGUGAGUGA